AUGACCGACACCACCUCCGCCGUCCAGCUCUGGCAAGGCAAUGAACACCAAAAGCGCGCAGAGCUGUACCACUGCAUUCUUUCGAACCUGCUCACCUUCUGGCAGCAGCAGCAGCAGGACCACGGCAUCGAUGAGAUCCACAACUAUUUGGAGACACACUUCUUUCCCUACUAUCAUGCCAUCCCCUACCGUCAGUCUGCCACCAGCCAGAUGCGUUUCCUACGGGAUGGAGAUGCUUGUACCAACCAUGAAUAUUGGCGCGCCAUUCAGUUUUACGCGGCCGCCAUCACAGUCUUCUUGGACGCCUACGAAGUCACUCACUCUGAAGUUCUGACCAAGUUGGACGAGUAUUUCCGUGACCAGGGCUUCCUGUUCCACUCCCUGGUCCCCCUUGGUCUCAAUGCUGCGAUGGAUGUUUUGGGCUUUCCGAUCAAUGGCCGCUGCUUCUAA
Molecule: messenger RNA, 450 nt
Organism: Sporisorium graminicola
Lineage: Eukaryota; Fungi; Basidiomycota; Ustilaginomycetes; Ustilaginales; Ustilaginaceae
Exons: 2
Coding region: 1-450 (149 amino acids)
Source: RefSeq, a predicted model, not a curated record